CAUUGAGAAAUUCAAAAAUACGAAGAAUCAGCUUUAAACAUCAAAUCAUCGAUCGUACAGACACUUCGACUCCCAUAUUAUACACUAGCUAUUUACUAUCAACAGAAAAACACGCCUCUUUUCUCGCCAUCUUUCUGCCGUCAUCCUCUAGCCUCUUCCGUUUGUUCGGGGGUGGGGUCGAGAAUACAUGACUUCCGAGUCCCUCUCUCCUUCAAGUUCCUGUUGAUGUUGCCUUUUUAGGCGUUGUUGAACGUAAUGCACUUUUUGGUCCUUUCCUCCUUUCGAUCUUGUCGCCUUCGAUCAUCUUGACCUUCGGAUUCGACGUUGCUUCCACCACUGACGCACCAAUUGCGCGAGCCAGCAUGGCCAACCACACCAGCAUGAUGCCUCUCAGCCAUAUCGAGACCGGGUUACCCAUAUCCACUGGGCUAUCUUUUUGUGGUCUAACCUCCUUGGUUUCUUCCGCAGCCGUGCUCUCAGUACUCGAACUGUUCCCGCUGCCGCUCUGUUCAUCCUCAUCGGCAUCCUCGGACGAGUUUACACAAGUGGUGGAGCCCAAAGUUUCCGAGACUUGAUCUGCCUCUGGACCGGCUUGCUCGUGAGCUACUGGCGGAGGAAUGAGCCCCGAUGCUAUUCGCAAGCUGUCUAGAGAGUCGCUGGCGGGAAGUGGAGGAGGGCGGUCCGGUUGUGAUAUCCUGACAUUCCCGUCGAUGUUUCCCGACGACACUUCCUCUAUCCUCCCCGUUGGUGGCAUUGUCUCGACACUGGGCUGUUGCGGAUGGUAUACCGGCGGCAUUGGAGACGUGGCCACAGGCCGAUAGUGUGCUGGCAAAGCAUCGGGCAUUUCCAUCGGGAUCCUCGCCAUGUUUUCGUACUCCAUCUGCAGAUGCAGCUCACGAGCCAUUCGAUCCAGCCGGAGCGGGCAUGAGUAACCGUUUGCCCAUUCAAUCUUGAACCGUGUCGCAUUGUGCUCGAGCACGAAGGCUGUGUGGAUAAGGUUGUUGUGUGAUGGUUGAUACUCGAAUGUGUUCUCCUUCAGCUCCCAUUUCAAAGUGUUGUACCAGAUCGAGCCCUUCGUCGAGGAGAUAUGACCCUCAAAGUUCCAGCGACUCCCCCCAGUCACGGUCUUUUCUUUGUCGAUACCCAGCCCACCGGCACCAUAUCCCAACACGUUGACAUUUGGCGUUCGAUUAACGAGCUUUCUCGUUUGGACCAAGGUUUCUCGGCCGCGGAUGUGUUUUGGGCCGUAAUGGUCGGUGAAUUUGACUGGGCAAGAGGAGCGAUGCUCAAUGCUCUGGGGGUUGGUGAAAGUCUAGAUCGAGGUACAAUAUGCCAGCUGGGUUCUGUGACUCCCCAAGUACACCCCAGCGGGAUUUGGUGAACAUGAAGCGGCAAUCAACCUCGACUUUGCCAAUGCUUCCACGGCCGGCUCGCAUGUGGGAUGAGGCUAUAUGGUCGAAUCGUUCAUAAUCGCGCCGUCCAUAUCUCCCACGCUUUUUGACCUUCAGCUCGGGUGAGGUCCAUGUGUCGUCCAUUGUUGACAUCACGAGCUUGGUUGGCUGGGUCCAAGACACGUGGGGAAUCACAAAAGCUCAACUCAGGCCUGAUGCUGCGGACUUUUCGAACAGAUGUAGCGGGGUGCUAACGAUGAUAACACAACAUUUGGGCCGCGGGGGAUUUGUGCUGGUGCAGGCUGUGCAACAUGGAUGCCUCACUUGAGCUGCACAGGCGGGUCGUCUUGAUGCGAGCCAGCUUGGCCAAGCCCCCGCGAUUCGCCAGAGAUGCAGCCUUCUCGUUUCGAAUUGGCGCUGCUUACUUUCUUCAGGGUAUGCUGCGGAACAGCGUCUCAUGGGCUCUCGGCAAGGCUGCGAGACGCUCCAUGUAGUGCCCACCCCCCCGCAUGGCAUCAAGACAGAGUUUUGCAAAGACUUUGGAAGAACGCAGCCAGCAGAAAUAGGCAUAGGAAGGCUCUGAUACUGGCCGUCACGGUCUAUCUCUUCGUGCUUCUCCUUUCGGCCACUCUGUUUGCGCCAUGUCGGGGUCAUCCUACUCAGACGAUAGCGUCGACCAGGAUGAUAUCGGCGACAGUGAGCAUUAUCAUGAAGAUGAGAAUGAAAGACAAGGCUUGUCUUCUACGACGGUUCGCAACGGCAGCGUAGCACCAAGAGCCCCUAAACAUGGGAAGUUCUAUGGCCUGCCACCUCGUCAACAGCAGCAGCCGGAGCGGCCGCGGCGACCAAAGCGCUCAGCACAAGAUCAAGGGGGACAGGAUUGGGAAACGGGACGUCAACGGCAACAGGCGAGCUCUGCUUCACGGGAACGGCGCCGGUCUCCUUCACCGCUUUCUUUUCCAAAUUCCCCAUCGCCUCCGCGUCCAACCUGGGUACAAAAUCUAGGCAGGGCAAAUACUUAUAUCUCGGAGGCGAGGGAACGAACUACUGGGCCGGUGAACUACUGGGAUCAGAUGGGUCACGAGGGCCCCGAGCAACGCAAUCGGUCCCUUGUCACGGUUCGGCCAGUAUCUAGAGCAAGACGAAGGCCAGCACAAGAGGAACCAACGGCACACCAGUCUGGCAGGGAACCACGUACAGGUCACUUACAUGAGGACCCCUUCAACGUCGAAACUCGUACGAGACCGCCUGUUCUGCAACUUCGGACGCAACCACGACGAGAACAGUCUCGCAGAAACCGACGGAUUCCAGAUUUCAGACCGCCCCCUUACGAGUAUGUGCCUACUUAUUUACAGGACCGCUCAACAUCAAUAGGAGAAACAUUUAGCCAGAGCUCGGAAUAUUCAGAUAUAAGCGAUGAGGGCCAGGAAAGCCAGCCAUCAAAUCACGAUGUUUAUGAGAGACCUGUUGACCUCGUUCAUGACCCCUCACAAUCAACCAAAAAUAUGACGAUCCGGCUCGAGUUUGAUAUCGAAGAAGACUGGGACACUGAUCUCGAGGAGUUUUGCCGACUCAGGCGGCUCGGUCGGUUCAAAGACGCGCAAGAAUACUUCAAGCAAAACCUUGAACGCUACAGCACCAUCCCGUACAUCCGGGUUCAGUACGCAGAAAUGCUGGUUUCAUCUGGAAACUUGAAGCUAUUCCGAGAUAUGCGGCUACUGCCGGAAUUUCUGCCUCCUGUCGGAGAGGAGAGUAUGGAUGAGCUGAACAGAGGCAAGCUGGCAGCGAACUAUGCUCUGCUGGAUCUCUUGUCGCAGCGGCACUUUCCAAACUACAUACAGAUGGCGUGGCAGAUUGUGGAAAACACGCUGAAAGCCCUCAGCACCGAACAAGUCAUAGGAUCAACAGAGAUACAACUACUGAGUUUGUGCCUGCGGGUGUUGCACCGCUUGGAGGCCUGUACGCAUGAAGGCAUUGUUGACGUGCCCAAGAUUUACGCAAAGCAUCUUUUCGAUUGGAGCCGCCUUUAUCGCGAGAUCACCGCAGAAGAUAGCAUCUGGGAUGCCAGAGAUCUUUUGGUGGCUGCCACAUCUGUGUUUGGCUGGCAGGACAUGUCAGUCAUGUUUUUCGGGACCAGUUACCUUCCCAAAAUUAUGGAGUUAAUUUCCAAUGACUGGAUUCGGACAAGCUACGACGAACCAUCGGCGUUGGGUCUCCUUGACCUUUUUACCUCACUGAUACUUCAAGAUCACAACAAGGAAAUGGACGUUCGCAACCACCUUUUACUCGAAUAUGCCACGAUCUUAGCACGCUCCAUUCAAGACCACAAUGAGGGGUUCAUGCGAAGCAGGCCCUUUCUACAAUGGUUACUUGUCAAAGCAGUGCUCGAGAAGACGGCUGCUCCAGAGCGACCUGACGGGAUUCACCUCAAGGACUUUGACGGUCUCGAGCUCAAACAAAAGAACGGAAUACAUUUGCCCAUCUAUAUUCCGAAAAACGGGCUGGAAAGGCCUUCAUGGGACAUGUUCUUCACUCGAUCUAGCCCAGCACAACGCCAUACCGCAGAAGUUGUGGUAGCCACCGCCGAUGCCAUUGGAGACUACUUCCUCAAAGCAGAGGCCUUGAAAAUCUUGAUCCUUUUUUCCCAAAACCCGGGAAGGUCCAUGUCAGAUCUCUGUCGCCUCCAGCUCGAGAUCCAGGGGGAUACUGAAGGCUACCUCGCCACGCGACUGUCGACUUAUUUGCUCUUGAACGAGUCGAAUGAGCUGCAAGACUUGGGAAUAAGUCCCACCAAUUUUGAUCCCACAAGGAACGAGAAUUGUGAAAAUGCAACACUAAGAUGGGCCAGCGCUGUUCUUCCUGCGCAAACCCUUCUCCGUUCCGAUAUUCGCGAGGAUAAUCGGCAGCCUACCCCUCAAAAUGAAAACCUUUCAUCCGAACUUCUUCAGGCAGCCUUCAACGUGUGUGGCCCAAAGCUUCCGUCUUAUAUCGUAGAUUUCGCAAGACAGAAGCUUCAACUCGACGCCCCCUCGAUAGUCCCGAUGCCGAUGCUGGCAUUACACAACCCGACCGACGAUAAGCCAACAGCAGAUAAGGCCAGAGACAAUGUUGACGGCAUUCCGAGAUACAGUCCCUUCAUCUCUGGACAACAACAUGCUUCAGGAUAUCCGUAUCCCUUCAUCUACCCAAAUCCCAACUACCCAGCUCAUAACGAUCCAUUUCUUAGCCACCAGCCUUCCAACUACCCAUACUCCAACUACCCAUACUCCAACUACCCGACCGCGUACGGACAGCCACAAAAUCCAAAUGCCGUGUAUCACAAUGUUGCUCCCUAUGUCGGGACAUAUCCUUGGCUACAACGACCCGGGCCCGCCAACGUUGCCGGGACACCGAACCCCUUUGACUUUUACACUCCAUCGGCGCCAGCGCCGCCGCCUGCUUCCGGGAUGCCGUCCCAAGACUGUCAGACAAAUCAACCUCCAACGGCGCCUAACGGGGUGUGGCCGGACGUGGAGGUGGCUGGAUGGCCUGCUACGUGGCAAGAGGAUGCUCAACGUCUUGCAAACUCUCGGCCCCCUCCUUCAACCGACGACGAGGACGUCACCAUCAGGGUGAAAGGUCAUCAGACUCGGGUUGGCGGCGACGCGCAGGCGAGUUCGGACAAAGUUUCACAGUGGCUAUUUCCGGGAAGUGAUGGAGCACCGAAUAUUGGCAAGAAGGACCCUAAUGAGCAGUCGAUCCCUCCACCAUCCGGAAAGCCUGCUGUUCCUGGUGACAGUGCGCCCAAAGUCAACAGUUCGACUCCUGUCAAUGAUAAUGUGGCUCCCGAAACAAAAGAGGGCGAUCCUGGCCAAGCAUCGAAGCCUGUUGCACCAGAGACCACUGAUGCCAAUGGCGGCUCGAACGUGAAUAGGGGAGAUCCGGGCCCAAACACUGGGAUACGUAGGCGGCACACUGUGGAUGUCUUACCGGAACGCAGUCAUGCUAAAGUGAACAAGACGGCUGACACCGCGAAUGGUAUCAUUCCCGAAGAAAACAACCCUUCUGGCAGCCUGGAGGCCGAGGAUAAUGGUGACAGUGUCGAUGAGAAGCCGAGUUUCGAUGUGGAAGAGGGCUUGCCCAAGCUUAGCUUCCCUCCAGGUCUUCUCAAAGGGCACAAGUUGACGGUCAUUCUCGAUAGCAAGGACGAUCCUCAGAAGGUCAAGGCGUAUGUCAUCGACGUAGAAGGCGUGCAUGAGACCCCAGUAGUGCGCCCUACAACUGGAGAGCAGCACCGGUCCAGGACGAAAAUUCACGUCAAAUCCGGUUCCUAUGAGGUUGCCGAUGCAGGAAAUGAAUCGGGCGAGUCGACUGUAAGGAUAAGCAGAAGCAGAAGCAGGGAAAAGGGCAAAGCUAGAGACACCAGCGAAGCGCCACCGAGUUAUCCAGAGGGCGGUGUCAAGGAACACACGACUAUACACGGCACCGUGCGGCCCCACGUUGUUUUGGAUGAUUUUGUCACCCAGCCGCCACACGAUAAACUGUCGAAACCGACAAGGAAGAAUUCGGGGUUUGGAGGUCCAGCCGGAGAAGGUCCAUCGAGACGGCAGAGCAUGUCCAAGCCAAGGUCUAGCAAAGAGGAGCAGGACAAGUUGGCAAAGUCUGUCAACAAGAGAGCAAAGAAGGCUGCCCAGAGGUUUUCAUCUCUUGGUCCCGCUCCCAGUCCGGCCCCCAGUCCGCCGCCUAGCCCACCGCCCUCUGGUUCGCGACCGCCACCUGACAGGCCUGUGUAUAUCCCCGAUGCCGAUCCCGACACGGGCGCUAUCCCCGAGAACGACGAGGGUGCUGGUGAUGGCGUUGGCGGGCAUGAGCAUCAAGACGGAGAUCAAGGACAGGCGCAGGACCAGGAGCAGGGGCAUGGACAAGCUCCAGAGCAGAAACAAGACCAUGUUCAAGAAGAGACCCAAAGUCGGAACCAACGGGAAAGGCAGUACUACAAUCAAGGUCCAGACCGGCAACAAAACGAGCAACUAGGCGAGGGCAUCCGAGUCUAUUGUUCAGGCAACCCCGCAGAUCCCACCAUCCCGACCACCAACUCCUCUGCGCAAACUGCGCCCUCCCCCGGGAAAACAUCCCAUCCCGACAGCCACGACAGCACAGAUGAAGACUGGGAGACCCAGAGCAUAGACGGCGACGAAGCUGCUGGCAGCUACGAGGCAGUGUUUGAAGCCUUUUCUGACGAGGACGCAGACGAAGACGAGCAGGCGACCCGCAAAGAGGUGGAGCAGAUGCUGAACGACAUGCAAACCGCCAGAAAGAGGAGACAGGAUGCGGAUCGGGCAGAGGAGGAGUGGUUGAAGGGACGGCUGGAGCGUCUUGCUGCUAAGGAGAAAGAGGAAGAGGAAGCGAAGGCGAAGGGGAAGGGGAAGGGGAAGGGGAAGGAAAAGGUUGCGGUGGUGGAGGAACUGGAGAGCAUCUCUUCUGUGAUGACGGAGGAUGAGGAACGGUUUAGGUGGGGUGAGGAGCCGAGGUCGCCUUUGAGGAGUUUGAAGAGGAAGGGGAGGGGGAUUAAAAGGUUAGCAGACUUUGUUAAGCGGGGAUCGGGGUAG
Messenger RNA from Podospora pseudopauciseta, 6979 nucleotides. RefSeq lists its product as uncharacterized. The record is from RefSeq and is a predicted model, not a curated record. The transcript is spliced from 4 exons. Lineage: Eukaryota; Fungi; Ascomycota; Sordariomycetes; Sordariales; Podosporaceae. Bases 2033 to 6979 code for a protein of 1648 amino acids.